AUGAGUGAAGGUACUGCUACCACUAACAAUAUUACUCCUGAAGAUACUAAUAACAACAAUAAUUAUGCUGAUGAUAGCAUCAAUAAUGACGAAAAUGACUUCAGCAAUGACAAUAUUUAUCAAAUGGAUGCUCAAGAGAUGAAAAAAAAAGUUGAAGAAUUACAACAGAAGAACACAGCAUUAGGGUUAUCUGUACAAAGAUCAAGACAUAUAGUUAGGCGUCUUAAAUUAGAAUAUGGUGUACUAUUAGAACGAUUAGAAUCUCGUAUCAAGAUCGAUCCUGAGUUAAAUUACCAAAACCCUUUACCAACAUUAGAGACUUUUAAAAAGGAAUUGUUUAGUAAUCCAUUAAAGAAGCCUAAGAGUAAAAAACAAAGAACAAGAGAGAGAGAUCCUAAUAUGCCAAAGAGACCUACAAAUGCAUAUUUAUUAUAUUGUGAAAUGAAUAAAGAUAUAAUUAGACAAAAAGGUUCCUUUGAUGUAACUAAAGAUUUAACAGAAGGUUGGAAAAGUUUAAGUGAAGAAGAAAGGGCACCAUAUUAUCAAUUGUAUAAUGAGGAGAAAAAACGAUACCAUCAAGAAAUGGAAGAAUACUACCGUAAAUUAGAGAAUUCUGGUCUUACAAAUAAACCAGAGGGAGAAGAAGAAGGAGAAGAAGAAGAUGAUGAUGGAAGGGAAGAAGACGAAGAGGAAGAUGAGAGGACAGAAGGACAAAAAGAAAGAACAAACAAGAAAGAGGAAGGUCUUGAGGAGGAAAGAACAAGAGAACAAAUUAAGAAAACAGAUGAGAAAGAAGAAACAGAAGGACAAUCUGAGAGAACAGACAAAAAAGAAGAAGGUAUUGAGGAAAAAAGAGAAGAGGCUAAUACAACAGAGGAUGUUGCAGAUAUUGCUGAUAGUAAAAUUAUGAAUACCACAGACAAUGAAACAAGUAAUAGCGAUAGUAAUAGUCCAAUGAAAGAAAUAACAGAAUCUGUCACUGCAAUACAAAGUGAUUUCAAAAAUAUUAAGAAACAAACAUCUGAUAUAUCAAACCCAAUGACUUAA
Arxiozyma heterogenica is the source of this 1047-nucleotide messenger RNA. RefSeq names its product Nhp10p (gene NHP10). The transcript has a single exon. NCBI's taxonomy places the organism in Eukaryota, Fungi, Ascomycota, Saccharomycetes, Saccharomycetales, Saccharomycetaceae. The record is from RefSeq and is a predicted model, not a curated record. Gene Ontology annotation, molecular function: DNA binding, bending. The coding region runs from base 1 to 1047 and encodes 348 amino acids.